Purpureocillium lilacinum is the source of this 1443-nucleotide messenger RNA. RefSeq lists its product as uncharacterized. The record is from RefSeq and is a predicted model, not a curated record. Gene Ontology annotation, biological process: biosynthetic process. Lineage: Eukaryota; Fungi; Ascomycota; Sordariomycetes; Hypocreales; Ophiocordycipitaceae. Gene Ontology annotation, molecular function: pyridoxal phosphate binding; L-alanine:2-oxoglutarate transaminase activity.
AUGACGAGACUCACCGUCGACAACAUCAACCCCAAUGUCCGGCGGGCCGAGUACGCGGUGCGCGGCGAGCUCGCCGUCAAGUCGGAGGAGUUCCGCGCGCGCCUGGGCAAGGGCGACGACAGCCUCCCGUUCGAGCAGGUCAUCUCGGCAAACAUCGGCAACCCGCAGCAGCUCGACCAGAAGCCCAUCACCUUCUUCCGCCAGGUCUGCAGCCUGCUCGAGAACCCGGAGCUGCUCAAGAACGAGGAUGUCCUGAUCAACGGCCUCGGCUACAAGACCGACGUCAUUGAGCGCGCCAAGUGGCUGCUCAAGCAGGUCGGCUCCGUGGGCGCCUACAGCGCCAGCACGGGCGUGCCCGCCAUCAAGGAGAGCAUUGCCAAGUUCCUCGAACGCCGCGAUGGGUUCCCCGCCGACCCUGCUCACAUCUACCUCUCCGCCGGCGCCUCGUCUGGUGUCAACACCCUCCUCAACGUCAUCAGCGCCGACAAGUCCACCGGCAUCCUGAUCCCCAUUCCUCAAUACCCCCUCUACACCGCCACGCUCGCGCUCCUCAACGCCACCUGCGUCCCGUACAACCUGGACGAGUCCAAGGCCUGGGGCACCGACCUCGACACCAUCAAGAAGUCCUACGAGAAGGCCAAGGCCGAGGGCAUCGACGUCCGCUGCAUCGUCAUCAUCAACCCCGGCAACCCCACCGGCGCCUCUCUGUCCGAGGAGGAUGUCCGCGCCGUCCUCGACUUCGCCGCCCAGGAGAACCUGGUCGUCAUGGCCGACGAGGUGUACCAGACCAACGUCUUCGUGGGCAAGUUCCACAGCUUCAAGGGUGUCCUGCGCCAGAUGCAAAAGGAGAACCCCGGCAAGUAUGACUCCUUGGAACUUGCUUCACUCCACAGCAUCUCCAAGGGCAUGGUUGGCGAGUGCGGUCACCGCGGCGGCUACUUCGAGCUUGUUGGCUUCAACCCCGAGGUCGAGGCCAACAUCUACAAGUUCGUCUCCAUCAUGCUCUGUGCGCCCGUCAUCGGCCAGUGCCUCGUCGAGCUCAUGGUCAACCCUCCCAAGCAGGGUGAGCCCUCGUACGAGCUGUACAACAAGGAGUACACCGGGAUCCACGAGGGUCUCCGCGAGCGCGCCACCGCCCUGCACAAGGCCUUUUCCCAGAUGGAGGGCGUUGAGUGCGCGGAGCCCCAAGGCGCCAUGUACCUCUUCCCCACCAUCCGCCUCCCCAAGAAGGCCGUCGACGCGGCCGCCGCCGAGGGCCGCCAGCCCGACGAGCUUUACGCCAUGCAGCUCCUCGAGGCCACCGGCAUCUGCGUCAUUCCCGGAUCUGGCUUCGGACAGGCCGAGGGCACCCUGCAUUUCCGCACGACGUUCCUGGCGCCCGGCACGGAGUGGGUGGGCAGCAUCGUCAAGUUCCACCAAGACUUUAUGGACAAGUACAGGUAA